AACAGAACCGGUCCCGACCCUCUCCCGGCGUAAUACGCCCACCGCCGCCUCCCCUCUCCGUCCCUCUCUCGUCAUCCAAUCCCCCCUUCUCGUUUGAUCUUAUCGGUGAUUAAGAGCUGAAGGGUUCCUCGUGAUGAAGGAUGUGAAGGGAUCCUUCGAGCACAGCAUUGGAUGGAGAGCGGCGCAGAGCCCCAGAAGGACUAUUACAAAGUUCUGGAGGUUGACUAUGAUGCAACAGAUGAGACUAUCAGAUUAAGCUACCGAAGACUUGCAUUAAGGUGGCAUCCUGACAAGCAUAAGGGAAAUAGUGAUGUCACUGCAAAGUUUCAGGAGAUUAAUGAAGCUUACCAAGUACUAAGUGAUCCAGAUAAGCGACUUGAAUAUGACAUAUCGGGUAGUUAUGAGAUUGAUAGGUACAGUUUACGGGAAUAUCUUUCCAGAUUCAAAGGAAUGAUACUUACCUGCAAUGGUCUUGGUAUCAACCCUCCAUCAUGGUCACAGCAGCUGAUGGAAACUGAACCCAUUGAUCAAUAGGACUGGAUUUCUCAUUGUUGUCAUUUGUUUUUCCCCUCUUUUUUAUUCAGAUAUGCCCUUUCUUAUUGUCUUGAAACCGAGAAUCAUCACUACUGUCAAUUUAUUCUCCAAGUGAUACCAACAAAAUGGCAAGGAAUUCUCCAAGUGAAAAUUUAAAUGGAGAUCGAUGGGCAACUAAGGGACUUCAAUUUACUUGUUCUUCUACUUUACUUCAAUUGAAAUUCCUCAAGUUGGUUCAGACCAGUGAAGUUCUGCUGUUAUCAUCGCCGAUGUUCUUGAUCACUUCUUAUACUGUGUACACUUGAUCUGUUGGGAAACACUAGUCAAUGAUUGUCUUGUUCAAUCUGUGGAUGGGUCAUGCAUAUCCUAUGUUUUGUAUUCCCCUUCUUGAUGACUAAGAAAUACCAAUGAUUGUCUUGUCCAAUCUGUGGAUGGGUCAUGCAUAUCCUAUGUUUUGUAUUCCCCUUCUUGAUGACUAAGAAAUACCUUUCAAAA
Messenger RNA from Musa acuminata subsp. malaccensis (wild Malaysian banana), 1029 nucleotides. RefSeq lists its product as uncharacterized. The record is from RefSeq and is a predicted model, not a curated record. Lineage: Eukaryota; Viridiplantae; Streptophyta; Magnoliopsida; Zingiberales; Musaceae. Gene Ontology annotation, cellular component: nucleus; cytoplasm.